AUGAUACCUAAUAACGGAUGUGCAAAUUGUGAUAAUAUAAUUAAAGGCUCUCCAGUUAAACAAGAAAAUCAAGAUUCUACACCAAAAAACUUUUGUUCAACUGCUUGUUUAAAUAAACACCAAAGGAAAGAACAAACCAAAAAAACUGUUUUUGGAGAUGUUCAAGUGGAAAAUCCAUUUUCUGUUCAUAAUAAUCCAGUAUUUGAUUGGGAUAAUUAUCUUAAAGAAACAUCAAGCACAGCAGCUCCUACUUAUUGUUUUAAACAGCAUGAAGUAUCUCCGGAAAAUGAAUUCAAACCAAGUAUGAAAUUGGAAGCUGUAGAUCCACGAAACAUAACAUCUAUGUGUAUCGCAACCGUCAUAGGUGUUGUUGGCCCCAGAAUACGUCUUCGUCUAGAUGGUGGAGAUAAUAAAAAUGAUUUUUGGCGAUUAGUUGACUCUUCAGAAUUAAAACCCAUUGGUUAUACAGAAAAAAAAGGCGGGAUGUUACAACCUCCACUUGGUUUUCGUAUGAAUGGUUCACUAUUCCCUAUGUUCCUAGUGAAAACUCUAAAUGGAGCUUUCUAUUCUCCUGAUACUGCUUUUAAAUCUGAACCAGAAACUCCUACUGACAAUUUAUUUAAAGUCGGUCAAAAAAUUGAAGCCGUAGAUAAAAAAAAUCCACAUUUAAUUUGUGUGGCAACUAUUGGUGAUGUUAAUAAAAACAAUAUAUUUGUUACAUUUGAUGGAUGGAGAGGUGCAUUUGACUAUUGGUGUUCCUAUGAUUCUAGGGAUAUAUUUCCAGUUGGAUGGUGUUUAAAAAGUGGACACCCACUUCAGCCACCUGGCCAUAAAGGAUCUCGUUAUUCAGGAAGUAGACCAAAUAGUGCACAGUCUUCAGCAAGUGUGAAACAAAAUUUUAAUGAUUCUAUAAAUUUAACUCCAGAUAGYGCAAGUGAUCUAGAAGCUGGUAUCCAAGAAUCAUGUUCUGUAUUUAUAAACCAUGAGUGCAAAUGUGGCCCAUUCAUGGAUUCUUCUAAAUUGUUUGAACUUCCCAAACAAUUAGGGCCUGGAUUAGUUCAAAAAGUUUUGAAAGACACUAUACAACAUUUAGUAAACACUGCACAUGAUAUUCAAUCAGUUACAACUUUGAUGAAGAAACAAGGUGAUAGUACGUGUACAAUAACAGCUACAUAUGAAGGAAAAUCUAGAGUUUUUAAAUUGCCAAAAAUUGAGAAAACAGAUGAGUUUUGGGAUUAUAUUAGAACUCUGUUAGAGGAUCUGUCAUGCUGCAAAAAUUUGUUAAGCCCUGCUUUAAAUGUUUGCUCUGAGUGUAAACUAGAAAAAAAUACCAAUGAAGUAAUAACAAAUGUUAGCAAAAGUAUAAAACGACAUGGUUCACCAGAAAGUUCGACUCCUGAUGAAGUAACAUUAGCUACAAAAAAACCAUGUAUAACUGAACCUGAAAUGGAAGCUGCAUCUUCAACAACUCCAACUGAAGGGCCCAUAAGAUURCCUGUAGACCCUAUAGAAUGGUCUGUAGAAGAUGUUAUUCAACACAUAAACUGUAUAGACCUACAAUUAAAUACAUUUGCUGAUCUUUUUAGGAAACACGAAAUUGAUGGAAAAGCCUUGCUAUUAUUGAACUCUGAUACAAUGAUGAAAUAUAUGGGACUUAAAUUAGGGCCUGCUUUAAAACUUCAAAAUUUAAUUAAUAGAUUAAAACCCCGAAGAAGAUAAAAGUAAAAAGCUCAUUGGGAGCUUAUUAUUUAAGGUUGAUAUAUUAUAUAUUAUAAUUUUGUUUUCUCCAACUAUUUUAAUGUAUUAUGAAUGAUUGGUGCUUAGGUAAUAGAUGUUUACUAUGAAAUUAAUUCACAUACAUUUUAAUAAUUUUUAAGUAACAAUACUUAUGUUUUCCUUAAUUAAUAUUUUAUUUUAUUUAAGGAAUUUCUAUUAACUAACUUUUGAUCAUUG
Molecule: messenger RNA, 1953 nt
Organism: Diuraphis noxia (Russian wheat aphid)
Lineage: Eukaryota; Metazoa; Arthropoda; Insecta; Hemiptera; Aphididae
Gene: Scm
Product: Polycomb protein Scm
Biological process (GO): negative regulation of DNA-templated transcription
Cellular component (GO): nucleus
Molecular function (GO): zinc ion binding; chromatin binding; histone binding
Source: RefSeq, a predicted model, not a curated record